AUUAAGUUCAGUUCAGUUUUUUGAUCAACAAAAAAGUUUGAAAAAAAAAAUGGGGAAGAAAAGUUAUUUGGCAAUGAGGAAAGCUGAAUUAGCAAAUGAUUUUCUUUCUUCUGAUAUUGAAGAUUUCAAGAUUGCUGCUAAGAAAUUAGCCAAUCAUGCCAUCACACUUGGCGGCUUGGGUUUCGGUUCUUUAUUUCUUGAAUGGCUUGCUUCUAUUGCUGCUAUAUAUUUGUUGGUGUUGGAUCGAACAAACUGGAAAACAAACAUGCUCACUGGCUUACUAAUCCCUUACAUUUUCUUCAGUCUUCCUUCAAUAGUUUUCAACAUUUUCAGAGGUGAUAUCGGAAAAUGGAUCGCUUUCGUUGCUGUUAUACUGCGUAUUUUCUUCCCAACCCGAUUCCCAGAUUGGCUAGAAUUACCGGCGUCUCUGGUUUUACUAGUAGUGGUGGCUCCGGGUUUGUUUGCGAGCACCAUAAGAGGUAGCUGGAUAGGUGUGAUUAUAUCCCUUGUGAUUGCUGGUUAUUUGCUUCAGGAACAUAUUCGUGCAUCGGGUGGAUUCAGAAACGCCUUUACGAAAGCUAAUGGCGUAUCAAACACCAUUGGCAUAGUCCUUCUGUUUGUUUACCCUGUCUGGGCGUUGGUCAUUGAUUUCCUGUAAGCAGACCUCGGAAAUUGGUUCGAGACUGGAAGUUUUAUUGAGCUUCGAUCUCUCGGUAGCUUAAGUUAACCUGUUGAGACUUGAACAUUCAUUGCCGAGUUAUUUAUUUUUGUUGGCAUUGGAUGUAAAUAAUGUGUUUUCAGGAAUUUUGAAACAUUGUGCCUAUUUGUAGUUCUUAGUAAGGUAAUCUUAUAGCAUUGUGCUUACUCUUAGUCCUGAGUUCUUAGUAAGGGGUCAUUUGUUAUAUACAUUUGAUUCAAGAUAUUGUUGAUCGUUCAUAA
This is a messenger RNA of Mercurialis annua (annual mercury), 939 nucleotides long. RefSeq names its product cold-regulated 413 plasma membrane protein 2-like. Gene Ontology annotation, cellular component: membrane. The record is from RefSeq and is a predicted model, not a curated record. Lineage: Eukaryota; Viridiplantae; Streptophyta; Magnoliopsida; Malpighiales; Euphorbiaceae. The transcript has 4 exons. The coding region runs from base 50 to 658 and encodes 202 amino acids.